This is a messenger RNA of Myxocyprinus asiaticus (Chinese sucker), 1976 nucleotides long. RefSeq names its product guanine nucleotide-binding protein G(i) subunit alpha-2-like. The record is from RefSeq and is a predicted model, not a curated record. Gene Ontology annotation, molecular function: G-protein beta/gamma-subunit complex binding; GTP binding; GTPase activity. The transcript is spliced from 9 exons. Gene Ontology annotation, cellular component: heterotrimeric G-protein complex. Gene Ontology annotation, biological process: adenylate cyclase-modulating G protein-coupled receptor signaling pathway; gamma-aminobutyric acid signaling pathway. The coding region runs from base 606 to 1673 and encodes 355 amino acids. NCBI's taxonomy places the organism in Eukaryota, Metazoa, Chordata, Actinopteri, Cypriniformes, Catostomidae.
CUCAGAUCAGAACGGGGUGUGGCGGAUUAGAAAACAUUGAAACAAAUCACAGAUCUGUCGCAGUUGCUGCCUAACGGCGCUCGGCGAGAUCGAUUCAAGGACUAAAAGAAAGAAAAGAGAUUUACCGUUUUCUCUUUGUCUGAUUCAGUCGCCGAUUUUUUCCCUCGACUUCUUUAUACCUGUGCAGAAGGGUUGCUCUAAACUUUUUUUUCUUUCUUUUUUUUUUUUUUUUUUUUGGUGUAAAACUUUUGGAUUAGUGGGUAUUGUUUUAUGUGGAUUUUGAUGUUUUUGGAGCCUUAAACAUCAACAGUUUGUCGGUUCCAGGUGGUGUUCUCAAUAUCAAACUUCACCGUUUUCAACACUUAACGCCUUAUUAAAGAUUAUCUGGACGCAUUUUUGGAUUUAUAGCGUCUUGAAGUCGCUUCCCUUCUUUGACUUGCGACAUUUUUUUUUCCAAAGCCAAAAGAGGAAGUUAUCCGAGUCUAUUACUCACGGAAGACUCUUUAAAAACAUCUCUUGCAGCUUGACAAAAGGUUUAUACCUUUUUAUUUUUCCUCUUAAAUCGAUCCUGUGAAUCCGUCGCCCUGAAGCGUGCAUUCGGAACUAUGGGCUGUACCGUGAGUCAGGACGAUAAAGCCGCGGCCGAGAGAUCCAGAAUGAUUGACCGGAAUCUGCGGGAGGACGGAGAGAAAGCUGCUAAAGAAGUCAAACUGCUGCUGUUGGGUGCUGGAGAAUCAGGGAAGAGCACCAUCGUAAAACAGAUGAAGAUUAUCCAUGAGGAUGGUUAUUCGGAGGAAGAGUGCAAGCAGUAUCGAGCGGUGGUCUAUAGUAACACAAUCCAGUCCAUCAUGGCCAUCAUCAAAGCCAUGAGCAACCUCAAAAUCGAAUACGAGGACUCUUCCAGAGCGGAUGACGCCCGUCAGUUGUUUGCCCUGGCAGGGGCAGCAGAGGAACAGGGCAUUCUUCCAGACGACCUGGCCAAUGUCAUCACCAGACUGUGGGCCGACGGAGGUGUACAGAGCUGCUUCACCCGUGCCAGAGAAUAUCAGCUCAACGACUCUGCUGCAUAUUAUCUGAAUGAUAUGGAGAGGAUAGGCAAAUCAGACUACAUCCCAACCCAACAAGACGUGUUGAGGACCAGAGUGAAGACCACCGGCAUCGUAGAGACACAUUUUACCUUUAAAGACCUGCACUUCAAGAUGUUUGAUGUCGGCGGUCAGCGUUCAGAGAGAAAGAAAUGGAUCCACUGUUUCGAAGGCGUGACAGCCAUUAUCUUCUGUGUGGCCAUGAGUGCAUAUGACCUGGUGCUGGCUGAAGAUGAAGAGAUGAAUCGAAUGCAUGAGAGCAUGAAGCUCUUCGACAGCAUCUGCAACAACAAGUGGUUCACCGAGACCUCCAUCAUCCUGUUCCUCAACAAGAAAGAUCUGUUUGAGCAGAAGAUCACACACAGCCCCCUCACCAUCUGCUUCCCUGAAUACACAGGUGCCAACAAUUAUGAUGAGGCCGCAGAGUACAUCCGCACCAAGUUUGAGGACCUGAACAAGAAGAAAGAAACCAAGGAGAUUUACCCUCACUUCACCUGUGCCACCGACACGAAGAACGUCCAGUUUGUUUUUGAUGCCGUCACUGACGUCAUCAUUAAAAACAAUUUGAAGGACUGUGGGCUCUUCUAGAAGACAAAAGCAGGAAGAUGAUUCGAGAUUACUUGACCAGUUUUGAUGACCAGAGGAAGUAGGUGUGGAAAACGUCCUGAGCAUCUGCACUUGACAAUGAUUCCUGCUUUCACAAGAUGACUGAUGGAUCAGAGGAGCCGACACGAUUUCAACUAUUGCCAACAACUAAAGCGUUUGUCUCCCUAACCCUGACACUGUCCCAGCAUUCUGUUUGACAUUUAAUAUCUGUAUUAUUAACUCCAUGGGCUAUGACCACAAAUCAACAACCGUUAUAAUUUCCAUUUGUCUUUUUUGUUUAGUUUG